This is a messenger RNA of Leptopilina heterotoma, 2250 nucleotides long. RefSeq names its product tigger transposable element-derived protein 1-like. Gene Ontology annotation, molecular function: DNA binding. Gene Ontology annotation, cellular component: nucleus. The record is from RefSeq and is a predicted model, not a curated record. Lineage: Eukaryota; Metazoa; Arthropoda; Insecta; Hymenoptera; Figitidae. The coding region runs from base 197 to 2143 and encodes 648 amino acids. The transcript is spliced from 3 exons.
UUAAAUAUCCGCUAGUGCGAAAUUAGUUUCGUAAAAUCUGCUGAACUUAUUUUUUCCGUGUAACGAACAGUUAAAGAACGCAAUUGAAGAUGUUGAGAAUAAAACUUUUUCUUUAAAUGUUGCAAGUAAAACUUAUAAUAUACCAAAGAGCACUCUCUCGAAGAAAUUAGUUGAAAAGGAAAUUUCUAAAGGUAAAAUGGGCCCUUCUCCAAUUCUUUUAAGUCAUGAAGAAGAACGCAUUAAAAAUUGGAUUUUAAUGAAAGCAAAACUAGGUUUUCCAAUGCACCCGGAACAGGUUAUGGACGCAGUACAGAGUAUUUUAAAAGAAACUGUCAGGAAAAAUCCCUUUAAAGAUGACAGACCUGGAAAAAAGUGGUUUUCAUUAUUUCUUAAUAGAAAUCCAGAAAUUGUUUUGAAGAAUGCGGAAGUCAUUUCUAAGGGACGAGCUUCGGUAACGGAAGAAAUAAUUCGACAAUGGUUUUUAGAGUUAAAAGACUACUUAAAAAGUGAAAAUGUUUUAGAUAUUUUAGACGAUCCAACUCGAAUAUUUAAUUUAGAUGAGAUUGGAAUGCAAACCUGCCCGAAAAGUGGAAAACUUCUAGGAGAAAGAGGCAAAAAAAACCACUAUAUAAUAUCUCCAGGUCAGGAAAAGCAACAAUUGACAGUGUUGUGCUGUUAUUCUGCAAAUGGAGAAUAUGUAAAUCCGAUGAUAGUUUAUCCUUACCAAAGACUCCCCAGUCACAUCAUGGAUACUAUGCCUGAUAAUUGUGCUGCUGGUCGAAGUCCUACAGGUUGGAUGAUAAGUGCUACUUUCUACGAGUUUAUUGCAGACAUUUUCUAUAAAAAAAUUAUGGAACGACAAAUUCAGUUCCCUAUUUUAAUUGUUUUGGACGGUCAUAAAUCUCAUUUAAGCCUAGAAUUGCAUGAAUUUUGUGUAAAGCAUCAAAUUAUUUUAGUUUGUUUACCACCAAAUGCUACCCACAUUCUGCAACCUUGUGAUGUUGGUAUAUUUCGUCCUCUGAAGCUCGAAUGGAAAAAGGUGGUAUUGAAACUCCAACAAGAUUCCACAAAAUCAAUUACAAAAAGUAAUUUUGCUCCACUAUUUAAUGAAGCUUUCUUGAAAGCUACCAAAGUUGAAACGAUUAAAAAAUCUUUUGAAGUAUGUGGCUUAUACCCGUUCAAUGCUGAUAAAGUUGAUUAUUCGAAAUGUAUUUCAACAAGACGUAAAGAAAUAAAUCAGUCUGCUACUUCUGGUAUUGAAUUAUUAGAAGAUGAUUUAAGUUUUCAAGAACAAAUAUUAUCUAGAAUAGAACUUCAAGUACCACCAGACAUGCUGGAAAUUUUUCUCAAUGCAUAUCAUGAAAAUACGGAGCCCCCAACGGAAAAAAUUCUUUUUUCAAUAUGGAAGAAUCUAAUGGACGAUUCUGUAAAUAUAAACAAUCACAAAAAUCUCAAUGAAAUCCCUGUGAACGAAAUAGAAAUUCAAAAUCAAAUAAAUCCACUAAUUGAAAGUGAACAAAUUGCCAGCAACAGUGACAAUUUGUCUAGUAAAAACUCUGAUUCAUUAGUUGAUCUCAAUAUGAAUAAUCUUGAUUCUCCAUCUGUUUGUUUACAAGAUUUAAGACUCCCAGAGAAAUCUACAAUCGAACAAUUAUCUAAUCAAUCAAACUUAAAUGAAUGCGUCGAAGCAAGUAUUCCUGUGAUAGAUCUUUGUGCAACCAGUGAUGAAUUGAACAAAAGGAAUCCAUUAGCUGAUAUAACAAAUAAAAAUACCGUAGAAGAUGGCGCGGUAUCUAAUUCUAAACUUGACAAAGUCAUUGUAAAUCGAGAAGAAAUUGAUUUGAUUUGGAAAACGCAUUUACAUUUUCCGCGCAUCGAGAACAGUAAUAAUAAUAAACGUAAAAAAGAAUCUCCUACUGUAUUUGCAAUUACGUCAAAACAGUGGAGAGAGAAAGAAGAUGAAAAAAUAAGAAUUAUUCAAGAGGAAAAAUUACUCAAAGAACAGAAGAAGGAAGAACGUUUGGCCAAAAAGCUGUUAAAAGAACAAGAGCAAAAGGAAAAAAAGAAAUUAAGAGAAGAAAAUAGAUUGAAGAGAAAACUCGAAUUAAUUGAAAAAAAUAAAUCUAAAAAAAAGAAAAAUUAAAAAAGGAAAAUAUGGUCAAAUUUGCUUUAUAGAUAGACAAAUAUUACAUUGUUUUCUACUUGACUUUCUUACUAAACUUUCCAAAAAAAAUUUUUUUACUUAAAAAC